Danio rerio (zebrafish) is the source of this 2855-nucleotide messenger RNA. The record is from RefSeq and is a predicted model, not a curated record. Lineage: Eukaryota; Metazoa; Chordata; Actinopteri; Cypriniformes; Danionidae.
UACCUCAGUAAUUUUAUGGUUUAUAGAUAUCACAAUAAACAUUAUCUAGAUGUCAUAUUAUAAGCUCCAUACAAUUUCAUAUUUUAGUCUGGAAAAAAAAUCAUGAUUUGCCCCAAAAGCAGACCUAAUUUAAGCAUUCUUCUUCAAGAAAUCAGUCUGUUCAUCAUAAUACGUCUAUAGUGCUGAUCUACUGUAACAGAUCUCUGUUACAGCGUCCAUCUUGUUUAAAAGUAAUGGCAGGCCUCAGGAAGUACAGAAGCCUCAUGUUUGCACUACUGCUUGCACAUCUUGAGUUUGACGUCCCAUGUGACUUCAACACUUCCUCCAAACGACACUUUCUCUCUAUCUCUUCUCAUACAGGUUCUGUACAGUAUUUUAUCUGAAACACGACCGAGAACCAGUGUCAUAGCGAUGCAAAAGCCGCCAGCACUGGUGCUUCCUGGAGCUGUUCAGCUGAGAAUCAAGAACUCUCAGAGCAGCACUGGAGAAAGACUCAGCCAGACCAAAUCUAUGGUCCUGCCAGAGGCCGAAACACUACAGAAACCCAUCAACCGUCACCGGAGGAAUCAGUCUCAGCAUAACAGUGAAGUUUCUGUUGGGUUGCAGCCUGUUUUAAAAGGGGAAUAUUUGAACAAAGCCAAAAUUGCUGAAGGAGGAAAGAAAUUACGGAAAAACUGGACUUUAACCUGGGUUGUUCUUAGCUCCAAUCAACUAUUGUUUUAUAAAGAGAGCAAACAAGAAGCUGUGUCAAAUUUGAAACCAGGUGGUAAACCAGAUGGUGUGGAUCUGAAUGGGGCUGUAAUUGAGUGGACGACAGAGAAAUCAAGCCGAAAGAAUGUGAUUCAGAUAACCACCCCGACUGGUCAUGAGUUUCUGUUACAGGCAGACCAUUUUCCAACCAUCUCUAAAUGGCAUGAUGCCAUCAAGAAAGCAGUGGACAUCCUGUCGAGUGGAUCUGGAGGCCAGAGCUGUGGUAGAGCGGCUCUACACCGGUCCAACAGCACAGAAUGCCUGUCCAGACCGACCUGUGAAAGCUCCAAACCCAAACCAAAAGAGACCAAAUCUGAACACAGACGCUCCAUAAUGUUCAAGCUGAAUUACAGCGCCUCAGACAGCGCCGACAAGAAUGGAGUAAAGAACAGACUGAAGAAGUUCAUCUCCAGACGGCCCUCUAUGAAAACGCUACAGGAGAAAGGCAUUAUUAAAGACCGAGUGUUUGGUUGUCACAUGCUGACCCUGUGCGACAGAGAAAAGACCACAGUGCCCAAAUUUGUCAAGCUGUGUGUGGAAGAAGUUGAAAAGCGAGGCCUGGAGGCCGAUGGGAUAUACAGAGUGAGCGGCAAUUUGGCUAUUAUCCAGAAACUACGCUUCCUAGUGGACCAAGAGGAGGAGCUUGACUUGGGCGACAGCCAAUGGGAGGACAUCCAUGUCAUCACCGGAGCGCUAAAGAUGUUUUUCCGUGAACUGCCAGAGCCCCUGUUUCCCUUUCGCUUUUUCGACUUGUUUGUGGAAACCAUUAAAAUUAAGGAGCCCACACAGAAGGUUCAAGCCAUGAAGAAACUGAUCCAUCAACUCCCCAAACCCAACCACAACACCAUGAAACUGCUCUUCCACCACCUGAGGAGAGUUUUGACGAAGUCACAAAAAAACCUAAUGUCAACGCAGGGCGUCAGCAUUGUGUUUGGACCGACCCUCAUGUGGCCCGAGUUUGAGUCAGGAAAUAUGGAGGUCAAUAUGGUGUAUCAGAAUCAAAUAGUGGAGUGCAUUCUCAUUGGCUGUGUGGAGAUCUUCGGGCCAGCAGACAAGUAAAGAUACCUCAGAGACUGCAAAGAGAUUGCUAUCACGAGUGGGUAAAAAAGAAGAGAAAAAAAAUGGUAUUUUUACAUUGUGCUUAAUUAUGGGUUGUUGUUGUUCUUAACCUCAGGUAAAGGAACAUUUCACACAUGUAGUUUAGAAGCAGGGCUUUUUACUUGGGGUUAUGUAACCCUGCAUGACUGUGUUAGCAUGUGAGCUGCAUGUACAUGCUUUAGACCAGGGGUGCCCAAACUCUGUCCUGGAGGGCCGGUGUCCUGCAAAGCUUAGUUCCAACCCCAAUUAAACACACCUGAACCAGCUAAUCAAGCUCAUUCUAGGUAUACUUAUAAUUUUCAGGCAGGUGUGUUGAAGGAAGUAGGAGCUAAACUAAGCAGGACACCGGCCGUCCAGGACUGAGUUUGGGCACCCCUGCUUUAGACAGUCACAAAAACACUGUAUGAUGUGUGUUUAAGCAUUUGAAUGGGGAAAAGUGAAAAUUAUAGGGUUUAUUCUUGCUUUACUUGUUAAAAAGUUACAUCAAGGAUCAACUUUAUAGAAUGUGUAUAUACACCAUAAGAGGAAGGUGUUCAACCCUAGUGUUUUAUAUGAACAGGUCACGUGCUGCAUACAUCUAGUUAAUGAUGCUGACACUGCAAGUCUGCAAAUACAGUAAUGUUUAGGUUCAGUGUAAAAUGACACAUUAUUCCAUACCCAGGAUUAGUUGUUAAGCCCGGGUAAAUGAUGUACAGUUUAAAACAUAAAGCAAAGUUUAGAAAAACCCAAGGUUUACUGUUUAAGUGUUAAAAGCUCUUUUGUAUGCCAGCUACAAUGUUACAUUUCUUGUUCAUUAUGUUUUUUUUUUACAUAUAAAAUAUUUGACAUGUCACAUUUAUAAUUGUAAAAAUAUUUUAGAUAUAUGUAUGUAUACAUUUAUAUGUAAUUAUAUUUUUGUAUAACGCACAGUGAAGCCAUUUUUUGUAAACCAUUUUGAGUUUUAUGUACUGAUAUUUUUCAGUGUAUAAUUUUAUUUCAAAAUAAAUAGGUAUUUUUUGUCAUCCUCA